AUGUUUGCAAAAAGAGCGCCACAGAGUGUGGUGAAUGAUAUGAAUAAUAAGGAGAAAGAAACGGGUAUGCUUGAUGUUGGUACACACUGUCAGUAUUGCCGUCAACUUGACUUUCUACCGUUUCACUGUAAGCUAUGUGAUGGAGAUUUUUGUUCGGAGCAUAGGUCCAAGGAAUCACACCAUUGUAAAUGGCUAUUAGACCAUCCUGAAGAAUUAGAGAACAAUGGGGCAAGAAGCCCUCCUUCAUCCUCCAAAUCGAAUGGGGGUAAGUUCUUUCAAAGUUUAUUACCUGAGAAGGCCCAUAUAAGGGUCAAAUCACCAUCGCCAAGUUCAACGACUUCACAAUCACCAGUGAAGUUAGGCUCAAGCGGUGUAACAACAAAGAAUAAGCCUUCUGAGACAACCAAGAUACGAUCAACUCUAAAUCCAGCAGCAUUGAACAAGCUUCUGAAUUUCUUUAAGAGAACAAAAUCCGACCCAAAAACAAAGAAAAAGGUAUCAACUAGUUCCAACAGAUUAGUAGAACUCUCUACUCUAAAGAAAACCGCUAAAGGUGACUCUAAGAUACCUGUGCAAAACAGGAUUUAUAUUUAUUGCCAAGUAAUAUUGGGUGAGGAUGAAACGAGUGAUACCCUAGGCUUGACUAAAGUACCAUUAUAUAUCAAUAAGAUUUGGCCCGUUGGCAGAGCACUUGAUUAUCUAUCCCAGCAACUCCAUGUCACGAAUGUAAAUGGGAACGUGGACACAACUAAAGGCGAGAAGUUAUUUUUGUACAAAUACGAUGAGAAGCUUAAUGAAUACGUUGGGAUUGAAACCUCCGGAAGGGUCAACGUUUUAGUAAAGGACUUAGAUACUUUGUAUUUGGUCAGAGGCCAAAUAUAG
Molecule: messenger RNA, 882 nt
Organism: Nakaseomyces glabratus
Lineage: Eukaryota; Fungi; Ascomycota; Saccharomycetes; Saccharomycetales; Saccharomycetaceae
Gene: CUZ1
Product: Cuz1p
Cellular component (GO): cytoplasm
Molecular function (GO): zinc ion binding
Source: RefSeq, a predicted model, not a curated record